UCCCUCCCUCUCUCGUCUCUCUCUCUGCUCCAAACCAUGUGCCGCUCAUCAUCAUCGCUCCCCUCUGCUUUCAGCAAAGCCCAGAAGGACCAGCCACAUGUGCCCACCUCUAAAUUGCAAGACCCUGAUAUGUUGGCGUUAAUGAUCCCCAAAUCCCCAACAUUUGAACACCAGAAUUUGAAGCACCAUGAUUCCUUUUUGUCUCUGAGCCUCAAAGAAGCCCGCUGUAUAGCUAAUAUCUCCUUGCCCAUGGUCUUCACUGGUCUUCUGCUUUAUUCACGCCCUCUGAUCUCCAUGCUCUUCCUCGGUCGCCUCGGCGACCUUGCUCUGGCAGGCGGUUCUCUCGCCAUUGGAUUCGCUAACAUCACCGGUUACUCUGUUCUUUCUGGCCUCGCUAUGGGCAUGGAACCCAUUUGUGGUCAGGCUUUUGGAGCUAAGAGAUUCAAACUUCUCGGCCUCGCCAUGCAGAGGACCGUGAUUCUCCUUCUUUCUACUUCUAUUGUCAUAGCAUUUCUGUGGUUCAACAUGAAGAAAAUAUUGCUGCUCUGCAGUCAAGAGGAUGAUAUCGCCACCGAAGCUCAAUCCUACAUACUUUAUUCUCUUCCCGAUCUCGUCGCACAGUCGCUGCUUCACCCACUACGAAUCUAUUUGCGAAGUCAAUCCGUGACAAUACCUCUCACGUUCUGCGCCGCUCUCUCUAUUGUUCUCCACAUUCCCAUCAAUUACCUCCUCGUCUCUGUUCUUCAACUCGGAACCAGAGGCAUCGCUUUAGCCUCUGUCUGGACAAAUUUCAAUCUCGUGGGUUCUUUGAUCACCUACAUCUUGGUUUCCGGUAUAUAUCGCAAAACCUGGCCUGGAAUUUCCUCGGCAUGCUUCAAAGGCUGGAAAUCGCUCUUGAAUCUGGCGAUUCCAAGUUGCAUUUCGGUAUGCCUCGAGUGGUGGUGGUACGAGAUCAUGAUUUUACUUUGCGGCUUAUUGAUAAACCCUCAGGUGACCGUUGCUUCCAUGGGAGUUCUGAUUCAAACGACGGCAUUGAUAUACGUGUUUCCGUCUUCCUUAAGCUUCGGAGUAUCCACCAGGGUCGGUAAUGAGCUGGGAGCUAACAAUCCGAAAAGAGCCAGAAUUGCAGCAAUAGUUGGACUCUGUUUCAGUUUCAUUCUGGGAUUCGCAGCAUUGUUCUUUGCCAUUUCGGUGAGGAAAGUAUGGGCUUCCAUGUUCACACAGGACGCACAGAUCAUUGCUUUGACGUCAGCGGUAUUGCCCAUCAUCGGACUCUGCGAGCUCGGAAAUUGUCCCCAGACAACAGUAUGCGGCGUCUUGCGAGGAACGGCGAGACCAAAACUAGGAGCAAAUAUCAACUUGGGCUGCUUUUAUCUCGUCGGAAUGCCCGUGGCUUUGUGGCUCAGUUUCUUCGCAGGCUUUGACUUUAAAGGGUUGUGGCUCGGUCUCAUGGCCGCUCAAGCUUCGUGUAUGGUAACCAUGCUGUUCGUGCUGGCUCGGACCAAUUGGGAAGGUCAGGCCCAGAGAGCUCAGGAGCUCACAUCGUCUGAUUCCAGCGAAGAGGAAGACAACGAAGGAGAAGGAGAAGAAGAAGAAAAGGAGGAAGCAGCAGAGCUAAUAGUCUGAAGGCUUAUGCUCUGCUAGUCUAAGUUCAUUUGCCGCCCUGGACCGGUUUUGAUCGAUCAUCAUACAUAGGAAGGAUUCUUUUAUUUAAUUAACCAAAUUAAAUUAAAUUAAAUGCUAUAAGAUAAAUUAAUUCUUUCUAUCAUGUAAGCUAAUUGUAAAUUCAAUGCUAUACCUAGGAAUAGCAAGGGCGCAUUCGUUUAUUGGUUAACGAGCUAAUAUCCAGCACUACUUUGCAUAAGAAAGCGGCAUUCAAUUUAUCUCGUGGACUAGGACUCUUAACUUUUUUCUCUUUUAUUGCGAGCAUAAGGCAAGCUAAAAGCUGAAAAUAACAAGUAAUUGGUGGUAUAUAUCUAGGGAAAGUCUCAUGCCACAGUGUUUUAGAAAAGCUAGGGAAGAAAGAGAGAGAAAAGCAAAGAGAUGGCAGUUUGUGUCGGUUAGUUGGCAACGAAAACUGACUUGUCGCAGUUGUUUGGGGACGAUGAAUCUGCUGGCUCCUUCAGGUUCAGGUCAUUUCGAGAUAGGCUUUAUGAGGAGGAUAUUCCACGAACCAAACUGUAGCGUUGAAAGAGAAAUUAGAAUGUUCCUUCCUUCCCAGAGCGUUCAUGUCUUCCAGAUAGCCGCCCCGUCAACAGUGAUACAUGCGCCAUCCAGGGGAUUACGCGCUAUGCACGCCGCUUUGCACAUAUGAGGAAUGCCUCAAUUACAUUUACAUUGCACGUAGCGUUGUAUUGCGCGGCUGAUGAUGACCGCUUGAGUUCAAUUUCUGGCACGACAUGCACGUGCUCUGUUUUUACUAUUCUUCAUGAUCA
This is a messenger RNA of Prosopis cineraria, 2435 nucleotides long. RefSeq names its product protein DETOXIFICATION 49-like. The record is from RefSeq and is a predicted model, not a curated record. Bases 37 to 1626 code for a protein of 529 amino acids. Gene Ontology annotation, cellular component: membrane. Gene Ontology annotation, molecular function: antiporter activity; xenobiotic transmembrane transporter activity. NCBI's taxonomy places the organism in Eukaryota, Viridiplantae, Streptophyta, Magnoliopsida, Fabales, Fabaceae. The transcript has a single exon. Gene Ontology annotation, biological process: xenobiotic detoxification by transmembrane export across the plasma membrane.